UCAAAAGCAGCGUCGUGUCUGCUCCGGUCUCGCGGACCGAAGAGAUGUUUCCGUGAAUAUAAUGAGCUGCUGAGAGACGAACGGUGUGCGCGAGGCUGGUGGUGUUUGGGAGGGAGGGGGGAGGGGGGGUGUUGAGGACACGCGCGCGCUGGGAUUGCUGCAGAGAAUGCUGGCCGAGGGGACAACCAACUACCGGCCCGUUAAUGUCCACUGUAUCCACGGAGAGAAGAAAGAGAGAGGGAGCGAGGGAGAGGGAGAGCACGCGCUUCUCGUAGCCUCGUGAUGGGGAAUAUUUGAGGAUUUUGUGUGUCAUUGCGGAUUGGACCGAGCCGUGGUGUCCGGGUGCAUCCGCUCUGUGCGUGCGUGCGUGCAUGCGUGUGUCAUGGGCUGAACCGAGCCAAGCAAGCGGGAUCGAAGAAAGCAAAUUAGCACCUGUUAACAGAAUAGCAGGAAGGCCCAAAAACAUGUGAAAGUUCACCGUCAGCCUAGCCUAAGGACCAGCACAUUAUGUGAGUCCCCACACGCCACGUUAUGCCUAAUGGAUUAAUAUUCGUGCUCACCGUGUUGUGGAUCUUUCUGUGGAGUGUAUUGUCCCUGACAUUGGCACAUGGAUUUCAAGACCUCAAAAGAAGAGACAAAGACAGGGAUUUAUCUGCUGCAAGAUGGUAACGAAGAGCCCUUCAAUAUCCGACUGCACUUGUCCAAAGACAUUCUAACCAUUCAAGAGCAAGACGUUAUUUGCGUUUCUGGGGAACCGUUCUACUCGAGUGAAAGGACCGUAACGAUACGACGGCAGACAAUUGGAGGAUUUGGUUUAAGUAUAAAGGGUGGCGCGGAACACAAGAUCCCGAUUGUGAUUUCGAAAAUAUCGAAAGAGCAGAGGGCCGAGCUCUCUGGUCUUCUGUUCAUAGGAGAUGGGAUUCUCCAGAUAAAUGGGAUAAAUGUCAGAAGCUAUCGCCAUGAAGAAGUUGUUCAGGUUCUACGGAAUGCUGGGGAAGAAGUAACCCUGACCGUGUCUUUCCUGAAAAGGACGCCCGCCUUUUUAAAGCUGCCGCUCUGUGAAGACUGCACAUGUGUACCAAGUGACCAGAGCAGUGGGACAUCGUCUCCACUGUGCGACAGUGGCCUACAUCUGAACUAUCACCCUAACAAUACGGACACGUUGUCUUGCUCGUCUUGGCCUAUGUCUCCAGCGCUACGUUGGGAGAAGCGAUGGGUGGACCUACGCCUUAUCCCGCUCCUCCACGCUCGUCUCUCACAGUACAUCCCCGGCUCUGAUAUCUGCAGGCAAAAUGCGUUUCAGGUCAUCGCAGUGGAUGGGGUUUGCAGCGGGAUAAUUCAGUGUCCUAGUGCAGAAGAGUGCACCGACUGGCUUCAAGCAAUAGCGUCCAAUAUAUCUGCUCUCACGAAGCACAAUGUGAAGAAGAUUAACAGAAACUUUCCUGUAAAUCAGCAGAUUAUUUACAUGGGCUGGGUGGAUGAGAAGGAGCAGGACUCUGUUCAGGACCGCAUGUACACUCCAAAGUUCCUGGCGUUAAGAGGCUCAUCUCUUUUCAAAUUCUCAGCACCUCCAGUAACGACCUGGGACUGGACCAGAGCUGAACAAAGCUUUACUGUCUAUGAGAUCAUGUCCAAGAUCCUUAAGGACAGCGAGCUGCUGGACAAGCGACGGCAGUGUUUCAGCGUGCAGAUGGAUACGGGCGAGGACACCGUGUUCAGUGUGGAGCUGGAGAGUGAUCUCGGGCUCUGGGAGAAGGCUUUUCAGAUGGCCACCUUUCUCGAAGUGGAAAGAAUACAGAGUAAAACGUACGCCUGCAUCACAGAGAGCCACCUGAUGGGGCUUACCAUAGACUUCAGCAUGGGCUUCGUCUGCUUUGACGCAGCAUCGAAGGUUGUGCUGUGGCGGUACAAAUUCUCCCAGCUGAAAGGAUCCUCGGAUGACGGCAAGAGCAAAAUCAAGUUUCUCUUCCAGAACCCAGACACGAAGCUCAUCGAGGCGAAGGAGCUGGAAUUCUCCAACCUUUUCGCUGUUCUGCACUGCAUCCAUGCGUUUUUCGCUGCCAAAGUGGCAUGUCUGGAUCCAAUGUUUGUGGGCAGUCCGAAUUCCGCGGCAGCUACGGCGGCACCCACGCUGACCUCAGUCACCUCUCUGGGCCAAGCUGCCAGGUUGAAGUACUUGAGUUGAACGACUCUUGACAUUUUCAGCUCCGGAUUUAAAAACGGGACAGCCUGCGACGGAGGCAGAAGAAUUUUAGAAGCCGUGACUCAUUUCCUUAUUGGACUACAUUAAAAAAAAGCCUGCUUAUAUUGGGCCAAAGACUGAAAUAAGUCAGAUUAUAUUUUGAAUAUGGAGUGCCGGUGUGUAUGUGUAUGUUCGGUUGGCAUUUCCUAACCGCGUGUGCUUUUAAAACUUUCUUUCAACCCCUUUGAACUAGUUUUUGAAUACUAGGUGCCAUCAAAUAUACUCGGUGAUAAAACGAUUAUUUUGAUUAAUUGAUCACUUUACAGUGCUGUGCGUAAGUAUUCACCCCCUUGAACCUGCCCACAUUUUGUAGCAGGAUCUGUAAUGGACCUAGAAGGUGCAAAUUAUUAUUAUUUUUUUGCUCAAUUAAACAGAGAAAGCAAACAUUUGUUAGUUGGAUAAAUAUUCACCCCUGUCUUUAUCAGCUUUGCGGAUCUGCCCAUUCUUCUUGGCAAAAAUUGCUUUUGAUUUAAAAAAAAUAAAGAAGCCUCUCAACACAAUGCUACCACCACCAUGCUUCUCUGUGGGGGGUGGUGUUCUCAGGGUGAUGAGCAGUGUUUCGUUUUUGACAAUUUUAUACUAAAAUCACGUGGCACUUUAUUCGCACAAAGGCGGACUCCAUUCGACUAAUUAUGUGACUUCUGAUGGCAACUGAUCGUACCGGAACUACAAACCAAAAUCCAAAAAAGUUGGGACACUGUGUAAAAUGUCAAUAAAAAAAAUCCUCAUAAGCCCGUAUGUUAUUCACAAUAGAACGUAGAAAACAUAUCAAAUGUUUAAAUUUUAAGAAAAAAAAAUCAAUACUGAAAGAUAUAUACCGGUUUUAGAGCAACAUAUGCUUCCAUCCAGAUUCCAGAGCCCUUAUCCAGAGCGGCUUACGUUUCUCUAAUUUAUACAACUGAACAUUUGAGGGUUAAGGACCUUGCUCAAGGGUCCAGCAGUGGCAGCGCUAGGAUUUGAACUCACGAACUUCCAAUCUACUACUGCGCUACAUCUGACCCAAGAUUCUAUCUCAUCUUUACUUUACUCAAUCAUGUUACUGACCUCUUGCCAAUUAACCUAAUUAGUUGCAAAAUCUUCCUCCAACGGCUUCUUUUUUUUUUUUUUUACCAACACUUACUUUUCCAGCCGUUUGUUUCCCUGUCCCAACUUUUUUGAGACGUGUUGCGACCAUCACUUCCAAAAUUACCUUAUUUCUCCCUUAAAACUUUACGUUUCCUCAGUUUAUACAUUUUGAUAUGAUUUCCAUGUUCUAUUGUGAGUAACCUGGGUUUACGGGAUUAGCAAAAUCAUUGCGUUCUGGUUUUUUUUUUCUACAUUUUACACAGCGUCCCAACUUUUUUGGAAUUGGGGUCGUAAUUUAAGGGUGAAUAAUUUUUGCAGUCAUGACUUGUAUGGUUUUUAUUUAACUAUAUUAACUUUCCCCUCCAAGUCAGUAGUAUUAAACUUUUGUUCCAGAGGGCUCGAGACAGGUGAAUACUCACGCAAGGCACUGUAUUUUGCUUCGUGUAUUUACAAAGCGUAGUUUGUACACAAUCAUAUAAAGGCAGAAAGGAUUCAAAGGGACUCCUGAAUAAUAAUUUCCUAUCAAUCACCUGGAAUACAGACCGAGCAGAGUACUAUAACCCAAUGUACAAAGUCUCUACCCAAUUUUAUAAUAAUGCUCUGUACACACUGGUUCUUGUCCUUAUGAUUUGUCAUUUCGAGCAUGAUGCUAUCAUAAGAAGUAAACAAGAAUAUUAUAACAAGCAGAGUAUGUAGCGUAGCCCAAAGCAUUCGAUCUCAACACACGCGAUUCUCUGUGUAUUAGAUCUUUGUUUUUAGUUUGAGUACUCUGUUAGAUUGAAAAGCAGUAUGAGUAAACGUACAGUAGUGUAGCGUGAGAUUAAAACGGCGCUUUUUGUUUUGUUGUAUUUCACUACUUUGGGUUUGCUGUUUCUUUCUCUAGUGAGAUGCUUAAAAAAAAAAAAAAAACACAACAACAA
Molecule: messenger RNA, 4227 nt
Organism: Ictalurus punctatus (channel catfish)
Lineage: Eukaryota; Metazoa; Chordata; Actinopteri; Siluriformes; Ictaluridae
Gene: sntg1
Product: syntrophin, gamma 1
Exons: 19
Coding region: 608-2185 (525 amino acids)
Cellular component (GO): dystrophin-associated glycoprotein complex; intracellular anatomical structure
Molecular function (GO): structural molecule activity; protein binding
Source: RefSeq, a predicted model, not a curated record